AUUCCGUUUUCGUGUUUGGGUUUAUAUGUAUGUGGUGAUAAAAGUAUGGUUAGGUAAGAUAAGAUUGAAAAUUAAAGAGUUCUACUUGUAACUAUUUAGUUUCAACUUUGUUUCAUGAUUGCACAUGCACUACCAAUUAUUUUUACAAAUUGUUAUGCACAAAACACCAAAAAUGGUUCACCACCGCACAUCAGGAAUCAUCAAAAUGAUGAUUCAAAGUGAUGGAAGAUGAUGAUGAUUUCUUCGAUACAGUGUCUGUCAAUUCCACGACAGGAAAACGAAGAUUCAAUAGUAAAGAAUACCUCGGAUUAUCUAGAAAUACAGUGUAUCGUUCCAUUAUGGACUUUGAUGACGCCAAUGAAUUGGAAAUGGGAGAUUUGGAUCAGAAAAAGGUGCCAAAUAAAAGUAGAGUUGUUAACACGUAUGAACAGUGGAAAAAUAGGAGAUGGCGUUAUUUCUCAAGCUGUGACUUGAGCGUUGACUACGUUUUAGCCUACGAAGAUCAAGGCGAUACGAGAGAUGUUGAAAAAAGAACCAACUACGAACAUAAUUUGGAAUCCAACGGGUUGAUAUUAGAAAGGGAAGAAAAUCAAAGAAUACAUUUUGUUAAAAUUCACGUUCCUAAGGAUGUUAUCAUGAGAUACGCAGAGAUACUUAAAUUGCGGUUACCAAUAAAAGACGAUGAAGAAUCUCCUCAAAUAAAAGAAAAUAUAGUUACGCAAACUGUGGUAAAAAUUUUAAAUAAAUGUAAAGUAUCAUUAGACCCGGAUAAGUUUCCUCCUAAAAAGUAUCAACUGACUGCAGAGUUUAAUAAAGACAAAGAUUAUUUAUUUGAUGUAGAUGACCCAGAGUUCUUCAACAGUUCGGUGAAGAUAACAGUGAUUUCCUACAUUUUAGAAAGAGAGCGAUUUGGCAACGAAGAUCAGGAUAAGGGUAUCAAAAGACUGAUAGCUGAAAAUGUUUAUAAAGCUGCUUAUCCAUUACAUGAUGGUGAUCUACACGACAAAACUUCCACUAGGAAACUCCUCUUAGACGAAUGGGCGUCAGUCUCAAAAUGUAUAAAGUUCCAACCAUUAGAUGAAAUCAAAGAUUACUUUGGUGUGAAAUGCGCCAUAUAUUUCGCUUGGCUCGGAUUUUACACACACAUGUUGAUACCUGCUUCUAUAGUAGGCAUUUUGUGCCUUAUGUAUGGUGCUAUUACUUUACAUUCAGAUAUCCUUAGCAGAGAUAUUUGUAACGCCAAAAACAUCACCAUGUGUCCAAGAUGUGAUAAAUAUUGUGAUUAUUGGUAUAUACAAGAAAGCUGUAAUUAUUCAAAAAUUCAACAUAUUAUUGAUAAUAACGCAACUAUAUUUUUUGCUGUAUUCAUGUCAUUUUGGGGUACUUUCUACCUUGAAAUGUGGAAAAGGUAUAGUGCUGAAAUAGCCCACAGAUGGGGUUUGACAGGUUUCGAUUUACAGGCAGAACCCCCAAGACCUGAAUAUCUAUUAAAAUUAGCUAACGCAAAGAAGAAGAAACUCAACGUUAUAACUCAAUUACAAGAACCAGUGGUUCCUUUCUGGAGAGUCAAGUUGCCAUCACUUAUUAUAAGCUUUUCGGUUGCUUUUUGCUGGACUUUGAUAGCUCUAGCGGUUGUCGUUGCUGUUGUGGUAUACAGAAUGUCUUCUCUAACUUCUGGUUAUUUACAUAGUGGCAGUAGUUAUAAGAUCUAUGCGAUUCCAGUAACGGCGGGAUUGAUUAACUUGACUUGUAUACACAUUCUGAAUUUUUUGUAUGGACGAUUGGCCGAAACAUUAACAGAAUUGGAAUUACAGAGAACCCAGAAUGAAUUCGAUGAAAGUUUAGCUAUUAAAAUAUAUAUGUUUCAGUUUGUGAAUUUCUAUUCUUCCAUUUUCUACAUCGCUUUUAUAAAAGGAAAAUACGUUGGAUAUCCAGCAAAAUAUAAUAGAAUAUUGGGAUAUCGUCAGGAAGAGUGCAAUCCCGGAGGAUGUCUGAUGGAAUUAACAAUUCAACUAGCUAUCAUCAUGAUCGGUAAUCAAGCGAUUAAUGCAGUCAUGGAAAUGUCGGUUCCUGUUGCAAUGAAGAUGUAUAAAACAUUUAUUGUUACAACUGGUAUUGACAAAGCCGAUAAAGAAGAAACAGCGUUAAUUAGUUGUAAUCAAUGGACGGAAGAUUAUAAACUAUCGGAAAUUGAGAGUAAAAGUUUAUAUUCGGAAUAUUUAGAAAUGGUGCUACAAUAUGGUUUCGUGACGAUCUUUGUCACAGCAUUUCCCCUUGCUCCACUGUUCGCACUCAUAAAUAACAUAUUGGAAAUGCGAUUAGAUGCUAAGAAGUUUUUGAAAUAUUACAGAAGACCUGUACCUCAAAGAGUCAAAAAUAUUGGAGUAUGGUAUUCCAUUUUGGCAUUCGUUGGUAGAUUAGCAGUGGUUUCUAAUGCGUUCAUAAUUGCUUUCUCAUCUCAUUUUAUUCCUAAACUCGUUUAUAAGUUGAAGUAUUCUCAUAAUUUUACGGAAGAAGGAUACAUGGAACAUAGCUUAGCUUUCUUUAAUACUUCACAUUUUGCUCCUAAUACAGCUCCGAUUCAUUCCCAGAUAAAUGCUACAGUUUGUAGAUACCCCGAAUACCGAAAUCAUUAUUCUAUGGAUGAUCACACUAGAUAUAAACGCCCGCUUAUUUAUUGGCAUAUACUUGCAGCACGAUUAGCAUUUGUAGUGGUUUACCAAAAUUUAGUAAGUUUUGUGAUGACUGCAGUGGAAUGGAUGAUACCAGAUGUCAGCAGGAAACUAAAUGACAGAAUAAAACGUGAAGCUUAUAGAACUAAUGAAAUUAUUAUUCAUAAUGAAACCAGGAGAGCACGAGAACGAAAAGCUUCGUCUUUGAGAAAAAAACGAGAGUCAAUGAUGUCAACAUCAACAAUUUACUUCGACGCAAUUAACGGAGAUGUUGGUUCGGAAGGUGAUCAAGCAAGAAGUACAAAAUAUUAUGACAUUUAAUUUACAUAUUGUGAUUUUCGUAUAAAAAGUGUCCUUGCAACUUGCCUUAUUUCAAUGGAUACCUAGUCAAAUGUUAUAAUAAAUUAUAAAUUGGUUCAUAGGAUUUUGUAAGUCCUAUUUAGCAAAAUAUAAUUCAUAUAUUAUAGUAAAUGUUAGUUAUGUUCGAUUAAAAUGUACUACUUAUCUUUAUGACGUUAUAGAAUUUAUUCUAAUAGCGAACUAAAAAUGUUUGCAGCAAUAACUUCAUUUAAAAGCCAAUAUUCCCGAAAAUGUGUUCAUAUUAUUUAUAAUUUAUAAAUUGUAUAUUUUUACAUCAAUUGUGAGGAAAUAGAAAGUGUACUAAACAAGUCGUCACAUACAGGGUUAGUGAACUGAUACAUUCAUAUAAACUAUCAGAGUUUGUACAUUGUCGAGUAUUCGGACAAAUAAAGCAUUUUUUAAUUCUGUUAUUUUACAUAAUAUAAUAUCAACUUAAACAAACGUAAAAUUUUUCCAUUUGUUGAUUGUACACAUAAAUUCUUCAUACAUUUGAAAAAAAUUUCUUCAUUUUUUAUUUUUGGCUUUUGCUUUUUUUGACACUGCACAAUAUUUUUGUGUGCUCACACUCACGCUUCAUAUUCUACUACUUUAUAAUGAUAAUGAUUCAUAGUUGAACAACUUUGUUGUUUUUUUAAAGCAGGCAUUAUUUUGCAUAUAAAGAGCAACAUAUAGUGUUUUCUAAAAGGUGUAUACUUGUAAAAAAUCUGUUCAAAUAAGUUUGGGUUUGCGAUUUUUCUUGAAAAUUACUUUCUUUAUCAUCAAUUUUACUGAUAGUAGAAUAUUACAUUCUAUUAAAUUUUGAACUAAUUAUAUUUUGACGCAUUUACUCAAAUUUCCUCUUUCUAUACACCCUUAUAACCUGUGGCGUUUUACAUUAUUAAUCCUAUAAUGAUGGUGUUUUAAUAAUUGUUCUGUACACUUUUUAUUUUAAUUGUGUAGAUGUUUCAAAUCAUCACAUUUUAAUUUAAAAUAUUUGUUAAUAUAGCUGUUGAUGUUUUAUGAAAGUUUAUCGCAAAUGCUUGAGAUUUAUAAUAAUUUUAAUUGUUAUCGAAUAAAAUGAUCGAAUACUGAAUAUCUACUUCUCACAACAGAAUAGACCAGUUCGACAAUUUUUGAAACUAAAAAAAUAAUAGUAGGAUGAAAUCCAUUUGGAAAAGGAGGAGACUAUAAUAACAAUAAAAGGAAAUAUAAUUUACGGCAGAUCGGAAGAGGAACAGGGCGAGUUUUUAAGGGUAAAAAAUGGUUUAUCUUUAUUUCCAGAAAAACUACACGUCCUAUAAAAAAAGCCAAAUGACAAAGUUGUAGAUAAUGAAAAAAUCUACAACUUUUGCAUUCAAACAUUUUUCGCAUAAUCUCAAAAUUCAUGAAAUGUAAUAUUAAAACAUUUUGGUUUUCUAUUUUCAUCUUUUUAUCUAAAUAAGCAGAUUUUCUGAUAGGAGAAUUUUCGAUUGAAAAUUAGUAGGGUCUUUCGAUAUUAACUCAAAAUAAGGUGGAAAAAAUUUCAAAUCAAAUAAAUUAAAUUGUCUUUGGAUCACAAAAAGGUAAUUUUUCACCAAAUUUCGUAGAAAAAAUUUUUUUUGUAUAAGAUAAAAAAACCAAAAUUUUGUUGUUUUUCAAAUUCUUUACAAGAAUUUUGAAGUUAUUUGAAAAAAGGGUACAUACAAAAGUUGUAAAUAUUUUUAUUACCUUCAAUUUUGCUAUCCAACUUUUUUUCAUAGGACUCAAGAUAAACCGUUUUUAACUCUUAAAAACUCACCCCCUUCCCUUUCCCGACCUCCGUUCUCCUGUAAAUUAUUUUUCCUUUUAUUUUUAUUAUAUUCUCCUUUCCCUACUAUUAUUUUUUUUCACUUUUCAUAAUUUUGAAAGGCUUCUACCCUGGUCAAGAAACCAAUUUGAUUACUAAUUACUCCUUUCUACCAAGAUAUUUAUAAUGUGUUUUUCCUAUUUACAUUAACAUGAAUUGGACCUGCUAAGGAGUUUUAAGUAGAUUUGGCGGGAAUAAGUAUAACAGCGAGAUGUAAAAAAUUUGUGGAGGACGGAGGAUAUUAAGAACGUAUAGGAAUCAGACAUUAGCAGUUUGAAAACGUUGCCAAAUUUCUUGUUUUGAUAGAAUUUAUUCGCCAAUUUAUUCAAUAGGCUGACGGAAAUCACAGUUGAUAUUUAGCAUAAAUAGUAAAAUAUAUUUUAUCUUCACUUACUACAAUUGAUAAAUGAACGUGGCGACUCAAAGUGAGUAAAGUAUUUUAAAGCCAAACUCAAAAGCAUUUAGUUAAUUACCCCUUGUUAUUUUCUACAUUAUUUAUUUAGUUGAACUAAAAAAAUAUAAUUUAUACAAAAUAUGUUUGAACAUAUUUUAUACGAUAACAAUGAAGAUAAUAAGAUUGAAAUAUUUUAUCAAGAAAAAUUUCUGAACGCACAAAUUAUGUAUAUUUUUACUACAAAUAACUUUUUGAUAAUAAUUAGAAGGUCACCUUUUCAUUUAGAUGUGAAAUAAUUGUGAAUUUCUAAAAUGAGAUUAACCAGAAAAAUGGAAGUAAAUAGUAAUUACCUUGUGUACUUAAUGAGUAUAUUGUAAUAGUCAUCAUUCAAAAUGUAAGGAUAAGUAAUAAUUUUCGAUUGAUUAUACAAUAAAUUAAUUAAAUAGAAAACAUUGUUAAACAUUGCAUCAUCAUUGUAUCCUUUUGAUACAAACAGUUAUCAUUUUAACUAAUAAUUUUUUAUACUACGAUCAAACUCUUUUUUAACAUAAAAUAUUUUUCUAUUUUAUUCAGUUUUGACUUUUUCGACUCCCUUACAAGAAAUGUUCAUAAAGUUCAUUAUCAAUUUUACUGACAGUAGAAUAUUACAUCGUAAUAAAUUUCAAUCCAAUCAUAUUUUGACACAUUUAAUCAAAUUCUCCUUUUUCACACGCCCUUAUAACUUAUUGCGUUUUGCCUCCUUAAUAAUCUCUAAAUUGAAUCAUAAAAUCAUGGUGUUAUACAAAUUGUGCUGUACAUUUUUUAUUUUAAUUGUCAAAAUAUUUUAAAUCAUCACAAGAAAUGUUUAAAAAAAAUGUUUAUAAAGGAUUACCUGUCGAAAAAUUCACUUUUCUGGCUUUUACAUAUUCUUUAACACAGUCCAAGCUAAUUAAUAAUAAAAUAGUUUAAUAAAACUACAUUUAUUAAAUUUCAUUUAAUUUUAUAAAUCAGGCCUUUACAUAUAUCAAUUCCUUUGUCAACCAUUGUUGCAUUACUCAGUUUCUCGAACCACUUGUGGGCGUUUUAUCUUUCUGCGUGUUGUGAUAAGGACCGGUAUCUAUUACAAUCGCUCUAAUUGUGGUUACCCAAAGAUAUUUUUUAUAAUUUACAAAGUUCAGGUCAUGAUAAUCUCCUGUUCUACUUUGAGAUGUGCAUAGGAAAUAAAAUUAAUUGACAAAUCUGCCUAUAUAUCUUAUUCUAUUUUCUUGAAAUAAUUUGAUCUCCCAUUAAAAGUUUUUUAUUUUUGACUAAUGUACCAAUAAAAUUCCAACACUGAAUUUAUUUUCUCUUUCGUGGUACUGUAUUGGUAUUGUUCUGUACAUUGACGGUGAAUUCAAUUGAUAUUGUUGAUAGUAACAUGAACAUUGACAAUUUUUCGACACCUUGAUCGAUUUCUAAUUCCCCCGAUUAUAAGUCAGCUUCAGUUGCACGUCUUGUCUAUUUUUUACUACUUGAUGAGCAGACUACUGAUACAAAAACAUACAAAUACACUCAUAUAAAAAAUAAUUUCCAACUAUAAAAAUUAACAAUGUAUUAACAACACAUGUUUUAUCAAAAAUUUACGGGAUAUAAAUGUAAGGUAAUGAUAAAAUUUUUGGGGGUAUAAUAAGAAUUUAUAAAAUUUAAUAAUUGAAACUUAUAAGUGGUGCUUUGGUAAAUGAUAUUAACUAGAUGUGAUAUAUUUAUCUAUUUUUGCAGUAACUCGUUCUUGUACUUUUUUGGCUCAGUCAUCAAUGUUUUACGUCUACUACGCUACACAAUAAACAAUUUAGAAUGUUUAUGUUCCUCACUCUAACUCCCUUUUUUCCCUUGACAACAAUUGUCUGUAUCUUUUGAUGGAGAUACAAAAUAAUUGAGCUCUGUCUUCACUAUUCCUACACCGAUCUCGCAGUUGUAUUUAUUCUAAUAUAUAAUUUAACAUUCAUUUAUUUAAAUUUUGAAUAACAUAUUACUUAUGGAUCUGAUGUAUAUUAAAAUGUAAUAUUAUAUAAGAAGAUACGAAUUAUGUAUGUUAUUUAAUACUUAUUUAUAUAUAGAAUAUGACAGAUAAAUAAUUUUUUCUGUGAUAUUCUGUACAGUGUUUUACUAUACCAACAUUCAUUACUAUUAUUUAUUGUUUUAAAAAAAGGGAACAACAUUAUUAUAUUCAUAAGAAGUUAGUUUCAGAAAAAAAAUUCACUGUUCACAUACUAUUAAUUGAAUAUAGUCUACUUAAUCAUUUAUUAAUAGUUUUUAUACAGUUUUGAAAUUUUAAUAAAUGUUUUGUUU
This is a messenger RNA of Diorhabda sublineata, 7537 nucleotides long. Its product is annotated as anoctamin-2-like. Gene Ontology annotation, molecular function: protein dimerization activity; chloride channel activity. Gene Ontology annotation, cellular component: plasma membrane. Gene Ontology annotation, biological process: chloride transmembrane transport. The transcript is spliced from 12 exons. Bases 222 to 2993 code for a protein of 923 amino acids. The record is from RefSeq and is a predicted model, not a curated record. NCBI's taxonomy places the organism in Eukaryota, Metazoa, Arthropoda, Insecta, Coleoptera, Chrysomelidae.